Panonychus citri (citrus red mite) is the source of this 726-nucleotide messenger RNA. Its product is annotated as AN1-type zinc finger protein 6-like. The record is from RefSeq and is a predicted model, not a curated record. Bases 145 to 423 code for a protein of 92 amino acids. Lineage: Eukaryota; Metazoa; Arthropoda; Arachnida; Trombidiformes; Tetranychidae. Gene Ontology annotation, molecular function: zinc ion binding. The transcript is spliced from 2 exons.
UUGAAGCUCAUUAGAGUUGAAGCUGUUUGAGUCGAGAGUUGGGCUUCUCAAUUUGACAUUUUGGUUGAAAUCAUUCAUCUUUUUUAGAAUUUUUAGAAUUUUUUUUGUUUCUGGUGUUUUUUUCUGUGAUUAGAAUAAUCAACAAUGGCCAGUGCGAUGACCUCACCACAACCUGAAGCCCAUACAACGGAGAAGCCAGUUAUUGAUCUACCAAAAUUACCUAAAAAAAAGAAAACCCGAUGUACUCAAUGUAAAGUUAGUGUAGGAGUUAUAGGUUUUCCUUGUCGCUGUGGAGGAAUUUUUUGUUCAACUCAUCGUUAUGCUAACGAACAUAGUUGCAGUUUCGAUUAUAAAGAACAUGGAGCCGAGGAGAUACGUAAAAAUAAUCCACAAGUGGUCGGAGAGAAGAUUCAAAAAAUUUAAAACUACAAUCACAAUGACUCUUGAUGAUCGAUCCUCCAAGAUUACAAACAACAAAAAUUAAAGCAUUACAAGAUUUAAAACGCUCUUGUCUCUGCUUAUCCAUAAUCAAUUAAUUGUCGCCUAAUUCAAAAAAAAAAGUACAAGAUCCUAGGCUCAAGGUUGUUUAUAUUGAAAUUCUGCUUCAAACAAACAAACAAACAAAACAAAAAAUAAAUCACAGUUAAUGGAAAUGCAUUUAACUUGAUUAACUUACUGUAAACAAUUAAGAUUCUCAAUUAAAAGUAACCACUGAUAAAAGAGGAA